AUUUUAAGAACUUGCGUUUUAUUAUAUAAACCAAGGCUAGGAAAAUCGAGAUUGAAAGCUACAGCUUGCCUUACUGUCUUUAUUUCUGUACAUAAUUAGUGUGCACUCGUAAACUUGAAUUUACAAUUACAGUUCUGAUUAAGAUAAUUGUGAAAUAAGAACCAGGGUUUUAUUAUAUAAACAAAGGCCAUCAAGAGGAAAGGGCCAUUUCUUUGCUAUUCAUACCGCUUUAGUUAUUUGGUCUUAGUCAACAAAAAACCUUUUAUAUUGCGAACAUGGGCAGUGUAACAUCAAAAGGAGUCGCUCAGGCCGCAGCUGCACCUAGUGGAAUUGUAGCCGCCGAGAAACCAAAGUGCAAGGCUUGUUGUGCCUGUCCCGAAACGAAGCGCGCACGUGACCAAUGCAUUGUGGAGCGUGGGGAAGAGAACUGCAGCACGCUAAUCGAAGCACACAAGAAGUGUAUGCGCGAUGCUGGCUUCAACAUCUAAAUGGCUACGAAAUGUACCGGCCGGCAGGCCGGCCGCGUGAACACUAUGCUCCCAGUACUUAAAUACGGCGGACACGAACAUAGACGAAAAGCUUAGCAAACUUCAACACCCUUAGGAUGGAAGAAGCUUGGAACUUUUCCGCCGAUCAAAAAGUACAUGAUAGUUCCCAAUCUCAACUUAUUUGUUUUUGUUGUUUGUUAUGCUAAUUUAGUGUUAAAUGAAUGAACGAGCAAAUUACCAAAAUUGUUCCACAACCAAAAACUUUAUUGACAUAAGACUUAAGAAUCAGAUGAAACUCAGAGUGCGAAGUGCGACAACGAAGGCCAUGUAGAAGGUGAUGAGCAACAUUGUAGCAAAUGCGAUGAUCCGCGCUGGCUGAGGGAUCGGAUAUAUGGCAUAAACUAACGUGUGAAUAAACCGCGCUAUUGCAGCCACUCUGAACAAAUUGCACGCUACAACCUGACUGGGAUUUGUACAUAUGUACAUCAAGGCCAUGAUGAAGUACGGUAGGAUGUUCUCCAAAUCAUUACGAUGGGCCCUACGUAAAAAGGAGCAAUUAGUUCAUGUUCGCAUGUAAGCUGAUUAACUCACCUGCGCACACGCUCGACAUGUGGAUCAUCAAAUUGCACUUCAACGUUUUUAAAAAACAAGUCUUCAUGAUUGGGGAAAAUCUGGAAUGGCAAGGAACUGUAUAAGUUGCGACGGUCCCAGUCCUUCUUCACCCCCGUAUCUUACAGUGGUAGCCCCCUGAAAGCAAAUCGGACAGUGAAAUACCCUGUACCCAAACAACAACUUCCGGCUCUGAGUUUUAUCGCCAGUAUCAGUUUGUGGGCGUAGUACUGGAGUGAAAUUGUGUCGCUGAUAACAUUUCUAAGAAUAAAAAAACAAGUAAAAAAGCUAAAGUCGGGUGUCCCGACUUUGAAAUA
Messenger RNA from Scaptodrosophila lebanonensis, 1414 nucleotides. It is a transcript of the gene Cox17, whose product is annotated as cytochrome c oxidase copper chaperone. Gene Ontology annotation, cellular component: mitochondrial intermembrane space. Lineage: Eukaryota; Metazoa; Arthropoda; Insecta; Diptera; Drosophilidae. Gene Ontology annotation, biological process: mitochondrial respiratory chain complex IV assembly. The transcript is spliced from 3 exons. Bases 276 to 488 code for a protein of 70 amino acids. Gene Ontology annotation, molecular function: copper ion binding; copper chaperone activity. The record is from RefSeq and is a predicted model, not a curated record.